GCAAAAAGCGAUAGGAGCCGGACUACAACUCCCAGCGUUCACAGCGCCCGUCCGCCGCCCGGCACAAACCGGCUGUAGCUCUGUUCCAGGACAGGUUUCCUCUUCUAGCAAGGAUCGGGUCUCCUCUCGGUCUCCGGGAAGCGACUCUGCCCUGGGCUACGGCGCGGGAGCAUGGCCCUGCACCUGCACAGGCUGAGCUCUGGCCCCUGGUGCCGCGCGGCACGGCUGGGCUGCGGAAAGCUGCGCGCCUGGUCUGGGCGCUGCGCAGCCGGACGCAGCUGCGGACCUCCUGGCACUGCCCGUACCGAGCACAGUCGCGGGCUGGGGUACGGACCUGCGACCAGAGGCGGCCCCUGGCUGGGCACUGGGCUGGCCGCAGCGAUGGCGGGGUUAGCAGGGCUGGCCGUCGCCGCCUUUGGGCACUUGCAGCGGGCAGAGAUGGUGCCCAGGAGCUCGGCGGCGCGGAGCCCCUCGCCGGAGAAGGAGGAAGAGGACGAGCUGGCCCGCCGCUGCCGCUGCUUCAUGGCCCCUCCUGUGACUGAUCUGCGCGAGCUGCGGAAGAGGCCAGGGGACAUCAAGACCAAGAUGGAGCUCCUGAUCCUGGAGACCCAGGCCGAGGUGUGCCAGGCCCUGGCGCAGGUAGACGGGGCCGCUAGCUUCUCUGUGGACCGAUGGGAGAGGAAGGAAGGAGGUGGUGGUAUCAGCUGUGUACUUCAAGAUGGGCGUGUUUUUGAAAAGGCUGGGGUGAGCAUUUCUGUUGUUCAUGGGAAUCUUUCUGAAGAAGCAGCAAAACAGAUGAGAAGCAGAGGAAAAGUUCUGAAGACUAAAGAUGGUAACAAACAGUGGUGGUUUGGUGGUGGAUGUGACCUCACCCCAACAUACCUGAACCAAGAAGAUGCUGUCCAUUUUCACCAAACUCUAAAGGAGGCUUGUGACCAACAUGGUCCAGAUCUGUAUCCCAAAUUUAAAAAAUGGUGUGAUGACUACUUUUUCAUAACCCACCGUGGAGAGCGGAGGGGCAUCGGUGGUAUCUUUUUUGAUGACCUUGACUCUCCAUCCAAGGAGGAAGUGUUCCGCUUUGUGCAGAGCUGUGCCCAGGCUGUGGUUCCUUCUUAUAUUCCCCUAGUGAAAAAGCACUGUGAGGACUCAUUCACAGCCCAGGAGAAGCUGUGGCAGCAGCUCAGAAGAGGACGAUAUGUAGAAUUUAAUCUGCUGUAUGAUCGAGGAACAAAGUUUGGCCUCUUCACUCCAGGAUCCAGGAUUGAAAGCAUCUUGAUGUCUUUGCCUCUAACUGCCAGAUGGGAAUAUAUGCAUUCACCCUCGGAGAAUUCUAAAGAAGCUGAAAUUCUGGAAGUUCUGCGCCAUCCCAGGGACUGGGUGCAUUGAUGCAGGCAGAGAAGUUGUGUGGGGUUUGGAGGACACAGGUGUGUGCCUUGCUCCACUGCUGGUAUUGUUGCCAUUGUGUGGCAGUUAGUUCUCUUUGCCUUAGUGCUCCAGUCUUGUCCUCUGGCCCCCACCUUCUUGGCAGGUGGUAGGAUGUGUGGAUGCUUUGAGUGAUGUGUUGUGGGAUGGCAGGUUGUCAGAGUUGAUUAGUAUAAAACUGAUACUUGUAGAAUCAUUUUAUGUGACUAGUUUACAGAAUUUGACAUUGAGUUUCCAAGUAUUAACUUAGGGGAAUACAAAUGCUAUAAUAUGUACCUGGAAACUCAUCUCAUUUUUGUAUUUUAUUUGUUAAAGUUUUAGUUUCUUCUACAGAAAUCUGUCAUGGAAUAUGUUUUGUCUUUAUUAAUGCAGUGAAAUUGAGACUUCUUGGUAAUUUUAGCAAUUUGAAGGUAAAAUUUUUACUUUUUCAUUAUUAAAGUCUGAUAUAAUCAGUUUUCUUUAGAGGCCUUAAUAUUGUAAAAUAUUCAUUUUUUUAAUGAUAGAUAUUUGGAAACAGUUGAAAUUUUCUUAUCUCUGCAUGUAUCACAAUUCAGUUAUUACUUACAGAUUUUAACUCUAAUGUGACAGUACUGUUAUUUUAAAAAGGAAUAUCUAAGUUGUAAUUUUUAAUUUUUUUACUAUAAUUUGUUAAUGUUGGAAUUCUCUGUACUUUUGAAAAUGAAAGCUUAUGUCCCUGGAUUCUGAUACUUUAGAAUUUUCUAUUUCAGACAUUUCUACAUGGAAGUUUUGACUAAGAAUAAUCCUAAGAUGUGAAUUUAGGAAAUGUUUUUCAUUUGGAAAAUAAAAUGAGAUUCUAUAUAAAAUUAGAGAUUGUAUAACUUCUUUCUUCUUAAGAGAACAACAAAAUUCUUAAUAUAUGACUUGUUUAUUCAUAUAGUAAUGUGAAUAUAUUAUUUUACUUCAUGUAUGAUUUAUUGAAGUUUGUAAGAAACCAUGUAUACAUAUUUUUAAGCAUUAUCCUGAAAUAUAUUGGAUAUAUGUGAUUAUAUGUGGCUCUUUUAAGUACUAGAAAAAAAUAGAUGAAUUUUUUCAACUGUCUUAUAGCAGAUCCACUAAUAAAUUUUAUUAUGAAAUAAGACAAUGUAAGAAAUGUUUUGUUGGGAUAGUUGAUAUAGGAAAACUCAAAUAUUUCUCAAGAUCAAAUGGUAGUUCUUCAUUUCUAGGUGUUUAAGAGAAAUAUAAGAUUUGUACUCAAUUUUCAUAGUAGUUUUCUUUCUUCUUUUGUUUGUUUUUUGUACCAGGGAUUGAACUCUGGGCCUUCAGAAUGAGCUAUAUCUCUAGUCUUUAUUUUUUUAUUUUGAGACAGGGUCUCAGUAAGUUGUCUAGUGACUUGAAUUUGCGAUCUUCUUGCCUCAGCCUCUUAAGUACUAGGACUGUAGGCAUUCAUAGCAUUUUCAUAUAUAAUAGAUAAAAAUUAGAAACAACUCAAAUAGCUAUCAACAGAUGAAUGAAUAAACAAUUUGUGAUAUGUGCAUACAAUGAAAUACUGCUCAGCAAUCCAAAGAAAUUAACUAUUGAUAAAUGCAGUAGCUCAUACAAACAUCAAAAUCACUAUACGAAGGAAAAAGAAGCCAGACAUAAGAGUACUUAUGAUGGCACUAAAUAAAAAUCUUGAAAAGUGAAAGCUUUAAUUUGGAAAGUAGAUCAGUGAUUGCCAAAAUCUGCAGAUGGGGAGUUGAUUGUGAAAGGCGAUAACCGAAUAUAUUGUUGAAGUGAUGGAAAUGUUCUGUAUUUUGAUAGUGGUAGGAGUUACUAGGUUCUAUACAUUUAUUAAUACUCAACAUUGUGAAAUUUUAUUUUAUAUGUGAAUGAUACUUCUAGAAAACUGAUACUGUGAACAAAUAUAGGCAUAUAGGAAUAAAUGUUUAACUUUUUAAAAAGAGUCACUUAUGUAGGUCUUCUGGUCUAUUUAGUUGUGUUUAAGGCUAUUAUAGGCUGGACAGUAGACCAACAUAAAACUUCAAAUUUUUGUUUUGUUUUGUCUUUUUUGUUUGUUUUUUGAGACAGGGUCUCGCUUUGUAGCCCAGGCUGGCCUUGAACUUACAGCAAUCCUCCUGCCUCCACCACCAUGCCCAGUGAAACUUCAAACUUUUUUCUGUGCAUAUCUGUUUUCUUGUUCUUUGAAUUUUUAUUAAGGAUGAAUUUCUAUUAAGGAUGAGGUUAUGUCUGGAAAUAAUUGUAUAACUAUCAGAAAACAUAUUUCUACUAUUCUUCAAAGUAAAUUUGUCUUUCAAAUUC
Molecule: messenger RNA, 3681 nt
Organism: Heterocephalus glaber (naked mole-rat)
Lineage: Eukaryota; Metazoa; Chordata; Mammalia; Rodentia; Bathyergidae
Gene: Cpox
Product: coproporphyrinogen oxidase
Cellular component (GO): cytoplasm
Molecular function (GO): coproporphyrinogen oxidase activity
Source: RefSeq, a predicted model, not a curated record